Molecule: messenger RNA, 759 nt
Organism: Pseudophryne corroboree (corroboree frog)
Lineage: Eukaryota; Metazoa; Chordata; Amphibia; Anura; Myobatrachidae
Product: olfactory receptor 1468-like
Exons: 1
Coding region: 1-759 (252 amino acids)
Biological process (GO): G protein-coupled receptor signaling pathway
Cellular component (GO): membrane
Molecular function (GO): olfactory receptor activity; G protein-coupled receptor activity
Source: RefSeq, a predicted model, not a curated record
AUGAUCAUCGUAUUGGUGUCUACCAGGCCACAACUCCAUUCUCCUAUGUACUUCUUCAUCCAGCAAUUGUCAUGCACUGAAAUUAUGUUCAUGAGUGUUACUGUUCCAAACAUGAUACGUGCUAUAUGGUUGGAAGGAGCCACUGUCUCUGUCAUAGGUUGUAUAGCACAGACUUAUAUUUAUUGUGGUAUAGGGACAACAGAAUGUCACCUCCUUGCAGUCAUGUCCUAUGACCGAUACCUGGCCAUAUGCCACCCUCUGCAUUAUAACACCAUCAUGAGCAACAAACUACAAAAUUCCUUGGUUAUCUAUUGUUGGGUGUUUGGUUUACUCGCCACACAGGUUAAUCUUAGUUUUGUAUGCCAACUUGAGUUCUGUGGGCCACACGUCAUUGACCACUUCUUCUGUGACCUUGUUCCUUUUGUUAAACUGUCAUGUCCGCACACUCAUGCCCUACAGCUGGCGUUCUUUAUUGUUGCUGUCCCAAUAAUGGUCAUCCCAUUUAUCUUAAUUUUUAUUAGUUACAUCUGUGUAUUCAUAACAAUUCUCGGGAUCUCCUCAACCACUGGUAGGAAGAAAACCUUCUCCACCUGCAGCUCCCACCUCUCCGUUGUGACUGUAUUCUAUGGAACCUUGAUCACUAUUUACUUGGUUCCAGCUAGCGGACGAUCUUUGACUGUAAACAAGUUUACUGCCCUUUUGUACAUUGUAAUAACUCCCCUGUUUAAUCCAUUCAUUUACAGUUUGAGGAGUAAAUAA